AUGACAGUUUGGCUACCCCCCUCCAUUUUGAGUCCGCCCCGACCGAUUUCCGAUUCCCAACGACAAGAACGGGAAACCUCUGGUCCCGUCCUCUUCGAAACUUUUCCCAAACUGACCUUCACCGUUCCUUCCAGAAUGGACUCGGACGAUUCAUUCGAAGUGAUACAACUCUCUCCGAGCGCCGACGAUACCGAGUUAUUCGACAUACCGUUAGAACACAAUCGGCCAAUACCUAUACAGGAUGACGUCGACUCGACGCCUAACUCCGUUGAACUUGAUACCACCACGACGGUGAAGGUUGACCAGGCCACCCAAUGUACUCCGUCAGACUUUAUAGUCCCCAGAUUGCUAACGUCAAGAGGAAUCAUCAAAAACGUAGGAUUUUCCAUCGAAAACGAAGACAUCUUAUCAGAAAGCUACAACCAAGGUAUCGAGAUAAUUGAAACACGAAGACUCAACCGAAGAAUCAUAAAAGAAGACGGUUCCAUCGCAUACGUUCCAUCAAGAACUUGUCUACUUACCUUUCAAGGCCGUCCCUGCCCGAAAGAUCUAACUAUUUACGGAGUAGCAACCUCGAUAGAACCUUACAUAGCCCCGGUCAGACAAUGUAAAAACUGCCUCCGCUUCGGUUACUCGCAGACCACCUGCAGAAGUUCCAAAAGAUGUGCCAAGUGCGGACUAAGCCAUACAGACGACCCAUGCCCGAACAAACUAGAAUGCAUAUACUGUGGCGAAUCCCACUUAGCCACAGACAGAACAUGUAAAGAAUUCGAAAGGCAGAAGAAAAUCAAUGAAUCCAUGGCAUUCCACGAUUAUUCCUAUUACGAGGCAUCAUCUAUUUUCCCUCCUCUAAAGCCUUCUAACAAUCAAGCCAACUUUCAAAGAUCCGCACAAGCUUUCCCAGCAAUUAAUCCUCCCGGUCAAAGAAACACAAACAGAUUCAAUCUUAAUUCAAACAUAUCCACCCCAAAAAACUUAUCAUAUAGCCAAACAGCCUCCCUACCCGCUAAAAGGAAAAGACCCAUCAUUCUUCAAAAACCCAACGCCUUCUCAGCCGAACACAACGAAAUGCUUCUUGCUUCUACUGCCGGAUACAAAACAUCAGGUUCCGUCCUCACUCAAUCAUCAUACACCAAAACACCCCCCCUCUACAUCUCUUAG
Messenger RNA from Phyllotreta striolata, 1161 nucleotides. Lineage: Eukaryota; Metazoa; Arthropoda; Insecta; Coleoptera; Chrysomelidae. The record is from the annotation of a GenBank genome assembly.